CACAUUAAAGAUUCGUUCAAAAUGAGCGAAUCGUUCAAGAACGACCCAUCACUACAGUCAGGAGUGUGUGUGUGGAAAGCAGAUCAGUAGUCAGGAGUGUGUGUUUAGCGCAGGUGAGCUGUCAGAAGUGUGUGUGGAAAGCAGAUGAUAAUGUGGGGGUUAGUUUGUGGUCGCUUAUUAUCAGGAUUGUUCCAGAAACAAAUCAUUUCUCCUCGCGCAUUAAAUAAGACUUGUAGCCUCCACGGUCCUGUGAGAUGGAUGGCAACAUGUAGACCAGCUCCGUUAUUAAGAGCCACACCUUGUCGUGCGUUAAUUGAUGAGCUGAUCGCUCUGAAGGCAUAUCAUCUGCCACGAAACUCCCCCGUGACCAUGAGAGCUCGGAUGACGUGUGAGGACGGACAUUUGUGGCAGUCUGUCUCUCACUAUCACACGGAUGAGGAUGGAGUUGUAGACCUGACAAAACACCCCUCUGUCGGUGGUUCAUAUGUCGGCUGUGAACCAAUGGGUCUGUUUUGGAGUCUUCAGCCUGCACCUGGUGGAAAACAAGGUCUGAGGUUGAGAAAGAAACAUGUGGAGACUCCAUACACAGUGGAUGUGUCCGUGCUGGAAGGCCACAUUUCUCCUCUUAAUUCCUCCAGAGAUGAGCAGAUUAGCAGAGAGCAUGAGCUGGCUACUGUCUCACUUCAGCGCUGGUACAUGGUGCCGGGCGUGAGGAAGAUCGAAAUACGACAAAACCGAGUGGUGGGGACUCUAUUCCUCCCUCCAGGGCCGGGUCCGUUUCCUGCAGUUUUAGAUCUGUGGGGUUUGGCUCGAGGCCUGGUGGAGUAUCGGGCUGCUCUGUUCGCCUCACACGGUCUGGCCUGCAUGACUUUAGCCUACUUCGGUCAUAAAGAUCUUCCUGGACCCCCAAAACGCAUCAGUGUGGGAGACUCCUACUUCAAGGCAGCAUGGCAGGUUCUGUGUGAUCACCCGCAGGUGUGUGAGGACCGGAUUGCCAUCAUUGGGAUUUCAUUUGGGGUCUUUGUAGCUCUACGAAUCGCCACGUCCCUUUCAGUUAACCCGAGGUGUGUGGUUUGCAUCAAUGGACCGUUCUGCAACGUCAACAAGUUAUUUGGUGAAGAUGGAGAGAAUACUGAUGAAGAGCAAAAACACUGGAACAGUAAUGAUCAAGGCUACGUGAGUUUCAAGGACUUCUCUUUACCAUGUAAUGUUCCACCUGAAAACUUUAUUCAGAUCGAGAAGGUGCGCUGCCCUCUGCUGUUCAUCAUUGGAGAGGAUGAUUUAUGCUGUCCAUCUAUAGAGAACGCAGAUGAGAUUGAAAGACGACUGCGCACUGCAGAUAAAUCUCAGCUGUUUACUCGAGUGUCGUACCCUGGAGCUGGUCACCUGAUUGAGCCACCGUACGCACCCACUUGCCACACCUCCGUCUGGGCCAGUCAACCCACUCAAUCUAUGAUUCAGUGGGGAGGAAACCUGAAGCAACACGCAGCCGCUCAGAAGGACUCAUGGCCACGCAUCCUGACGUUUCUGGAAAGAAACUUAAGAGGGGAGGACACAGCUUAGUUUUGAACACACCCUUUCGCCUGUCUCUUGGUUGUGUCCUAUUGCUCAUCUCAAGAGUCAGUCCUUUACAUUAUCAGCUGGAGUGAAAUACAUUAGAAGAUCAUAAGAUAAGGAUAGUGUCGACAUCAAGUCGUAGACAUCUUGAGCACUUACCCAAAAGGCACUCUGGAUAAGAGCAUCUGCCAAAUGCCGAACAUGUCCUUAGAUCAGAGGUAGUUUAUGCAUUAGCAAGAUUAUUUUUAAUGUAGUUAGGAUGCUGUUGAUUAAGGGAGUCAUGAUCCUGUUUGUAGUCAUCCUCUUUGUAAUUCAAUCCUCUUUUGGAUUCAUGUCCUCCAUGUAUCCACCAUCACUAUUAGCCGUUUUAAUUCUAUCCAUGUUUAAGCUUUACCAUUUGUUGUUCUUCUUUCGGCUGCUCCCAUUAGGGGUUACCACAGCAGAUCAUUGGUCCACAACCCUCCCAAAUUUUGUCCGGGCUUGGGACCGGCACUGGGAGUGCACUCUCAUGCGCAACCCCAUUGGUUGGGGUCAUGGGUUGGGUUGGGUUGGGUUGGGUCGGGUUCCUUGGCCAGGAAUCGAACCUGGGCCGCGGCAGUGAGAGCGCCAGGGCCUAACCACUAGUCCUCCAGACACCCUAAGCUUUACCAUUUAUACCACCAACAAAUCAGUCUUUCUUCACAUCAAGGACUGAUGUAAGAAAUUAGCGUUGCCAGAUUAGUGUGAUUGUUUCCAAUCCAACUUCUUGACUAUACACCAUCUCCAACUGGCCCAAUUAUAUCUAAAUUAAUAUCUUCCACAAGGUGGAGCCUUUCACAAGAUUUGUUUCAAGAUGAGUGUUUAUUAAAAAUAUUACAACUUGAGACAUGAUCUGACAUGAUAUGACAGCUACCAUCCAGAGAAGGUAAAGGCUAACAUGUGCUUUUUCAGAGACUACGUCAAGCCAGCCAAACACAUCUUUUCGAACUGCUGUCUUCUGUUGCACCAGUUGGGCGACCCCAUGUUGGCUCAGGCUUAAUACAUGAAAUAACCAUACACAUCAAAACCAAGCGAACGAUUCAUGCAAUAAAUAUCUGAACUUCUCAGAAAGCACAGUUUAUAAUGGUGUUUAUUUUUAUAGAGUCGAUUAUUUUAAUGACUGUGCUCCAAAAUGAACAGAUCGUGGCAUGCUGAUGUCACCAUGGCAAUGAGAGGAAUGAACUCAUGGAAGUCUAUCUCUCGGUCUCCGUUCUGAUCCAGAUCAGAAAAUAGCAAGUCAAGGGUAUCCUUGUCCUGAAUUUUCUGUGGAAGCAAGAAAUAAGCACAGUCAUCAUCAUGAUCAUGAUGCAUUGUUGUUAUCAUUAUCAUUUGGCAUUAUCAUUUUUAUAAUUUACUGUAAAAAGUGACAAACUAUUUAGUUGUCUGUACUGUAUUUUUUAUAAAUCCUAGACUAAAGUCAAAAUUA
Molecule: messenger RNA, 3001 nt
Organism: Pangasianodon hypophthalmus (striped catfish)
Lineage: Eukaryota; Metazoa; Chordata; Actinopteri; Siluriformes; Pangasiidae
Product: acyl-coenzyme A amino acid N-acyltransferase 2
Exons: 11
Coding region: 145-1563 (472 amino acids)
Biological process (GO): fatty acid metabolic process; acyl-CoA metabolic process
Molecular function (GO): fatty acyl-CoA hydrolase activity
Source: RefSeq, a predicted model, not a curated record